Messenger RNA from Sclerotinia borealis F-4128, 1749 nucleotides. Lineage: Eukaryota; Fungi; Ascomycota; Leotiomycetes; Helotiales; Sclerotiniaceae. The record is from the annotation of a GenBank genome assembly.
AUGUCCUCCUUCUCCAAAUCAAGAUCCCGCCAACAAACUCAAACCCCUCCAACCACCCCCUCCACCUCUACAACACAAAUCCCACGCCCCCUCCCCUUCCCAACUGAAAAAUCCCAAUACAAAUCCUGGGUAUCCGCACGCUCAAGUUCUCCUGUCAUAUCAAACGCACCAUCCACACCAUCUACACCCCUCCGAUCUGUUUCUUAUCCGACACAUGCUACCCUUAACGCUAACGGUAAUAAUAACAUCUCUCAUCGUUUCGCAAACUAUGAUCAAAUAUCUUCCUCAACCCCCGAAAUUGGUGCUCAGCCCAUAGUCGAGGAGAAAGUGGAGAAAGUCGAAAUGUCAAAUCCAUAUACCAUGUCGUAUUAUGAGAUUCUUGGUUUACCGGAGAGUGCUGAUGUAACGACCAAGGAUAUCGAUGAGGCUUAUCGGAAGAUUUUAGCCAACAAUAACACACCGUCCACUCACCCCACCCACGACCCCGCAACCCUCCAGCGCAUCCAAAAAACCCUCACCAACGCCCUCCGACGACGUGCCUAUGAUCUAGGCCGUCGCGCACACUUACUUUUGCGCACGCACGCUCAAGAUCGGGAGACUUUUGAGAGAGGUCGAACUGGUGAAUAUGUUCACUCUGAGUCUCGUUCCGAGUCUCAUUCUGAUACCGAUUUCCAAUCUGAUUAUCGGCACGUAAAUUCCGUUACUGCCAAAAGAUUCGUGGAUAAUUUGCGGACAGAGAAUUUAAAAAAUGAGAUGGAGGGGGUCAAGAGGGAUUUUGAGGAGAAGAUUGGAAAUAUGGGAAUAGGUAUGGGUAUGGGUAUGGGGAUAGGAAUAGGAAUAGGAAUGGAUGGAUGUAACGAGGAAGGAGUAGCAUAUGAAGAAAUGCUAUAUGGAGCCAAAGGAUCAGAACCGAGAGGAGAAAGAUUAAGUCUUGAUUUUGAAUUCAACGGGUCGGGAAGUGAUGUGGAAUCUGGAUCUGAAGAGGAAGGGGAAUCAGGAGGUACAUUUUCAGAGAGAGAAGAGGAGAGGGAAAAGUUUGACAUCUUGCAAUGGCGCAGGGAAAGGGAAAGGGAAAUGGAAAUGGAGAAUUUGUUGAGACUUGCAGCUGCGGUUCCACUUCCUGAAUCGGCAUCGUUUGAUACAGAGAUAGAGGCAGAGACAGAGAGAGCGGUAGAGGAUAUGGCCAUACCCAUGAAUAUCCCAGAAUCUCCCUCGAAAAUCCAUCUAGAGGCGAUCUUUCAGAUGCAGAUGCAGAUGUACACGGAAGAAGAUCUCAGCAUCAUCAAUUUUCUCUUUCCGAAUACAACGCCAUGCCCAAUCUCAUGUCCAACCCUGACAACAAAAUCGAAAUCGAAAUCGAAAUCGAAAUCGAACAGCGCAUCCUGCAAAGAAAUAUGGGAGAUCGAUUAUGAAUCCUCUUGUGAUUGCGAUUCUGAUACCGAUAUCGACGCCGAAACCCCUACCCAGGACACAAACCCCAGUACCAGUAUCAGUAUCAAUCACAAUCCCGAACCCAGCUCCAGCUCUCUAUUCUCCGAGUACAAUCCAGAUGCCACAAGCGAGAAUUGCGUCUUGGAAGAGGAAGAAAAGGAAAUCUGGGAAUUCGACUACACCCCCUUCUCCUCUUCCUCUUCCCUCGACACAAACUCAGAAACAUGCGAAACCAUCCACCUAGCCACUACACUCACCGCAUCCAUAUUUUUCGUUUCUGCUUUGUGGGUUUGGGUUUGGUGUGCGUGUGCUGUUUAG